Messenger RNA from Cinara cedri, 21374 nucleotides. The record is from the annotation of a GenBank genome assembly. NCBI's taxonomy places the organism in Eukaryota, Metazoa, Arthropoda, Insecta, Hemiptera, Aphididae.
UCCUCAAAUUCUAAAUUUUGCCGUUGUGUAAUUUAAUUUAAAUGGCGAAUUUAAUAUUUCAAUAUCUAAUUAUACAUUAAUGUGAUUUUUAGUGACACGUUUGUUUUCCGUUACUCCGUUUAUACACUUGUUUUUCGUUCACUCGUUUAAUCUACUUAAAUUAUUUAUCUAACUAUAUAGUAACUAUACUUGCUUAUUGAUUGUUGUUAUGAACCAUUAACUCGGUAUUGCACUGCUUAUUUUUAAACAACGAUAUUCCAGUAUUUGACGAGUAAGUAAAUCAUGAAGUAUCUAAUUAAAAGUUCUCAAAUUGCUGUUAAUCUGUUAAACGAAAAAUAAUAUAGAUCCAUAUUUUUCUGGUAUUAUCUUUCGUGUUGGUCGUUCAUCCACAUAAUAAGAUUUUUUCAUAGGUAGCAUUGUUUACAAAAACAAAAAAAUUGUAAAUUUCUUAUCGUUUAUUAAAUUAGUUUCCAGAAAAAAACAUUUAAAAAUAAUAGGUUCCUACCUAUAAAAUAAUAUUAGCUCUUUAACAAAUUAACAACAGUAAACUUAAUUUAUUACAAUAGUUAAUAUAGUUAUCAAUUUAUAUCUUAUUGUUUUCGUAAGUUUCACAAUGUAAAAAUGUAUUAUUUGAAGUAAACACACAUCAAAGUGCUUACUUAUACAAAUCUUACUCAGAAUUUUACCGAUAAUAAUGUUGAAAAAUGCUUUUAUUUUCUCAAUGUUUUAUACCUAUGUUAUACAUUUAUGUAUUAUAUAUAAGUGCAAAUCAAUAAUCACUCACACAGCUAGACUAAUUUAUUCUUGUGUUGGAAUUAUGUUAUGUAAUUUAAUACUUCUGUUAUUUUGUUACUUUUAUUUACAAAUUUCAUACUAAAAUUGAUAUUACAAUAUAAUUACCUGUUUACCAAAUAAAUGGAUAAAUAAAUAUUAAGUUUCUAUAAUUAAUGAAUAGAACAAAUUCAACACCAGCCCACCCUUCACUAACGUCUGUGAUCCUGAAAGUGGAAAUUUACCAUAAAAAUAUAAAUUCAAUUUUAUACAAAUUAUUAUAAGCUAGUACUAAUAUAAAUCUGUUACCUAUAUUUUAUAUUAUUUUUUCUUUUAAUCUUUUUUCUUUUUCUAAUAUCACUCAAAAUUCAUCAGUCUUUAAUUGGUAAGGUACCUUACCUACCUAUAAAUUAUAUUAUUUUCAAAAAUCAUUGUUACUAUUUCAUAAUUGAUUUUAAUUUUGUUUUUAAGGUCUUGGUAUUUUAUAUUAAGAUUUAAAGAGUAUUCAAACAAUUUUCAGUUAAUCUCAGAUUUGAAAACAAUUAUAAUAUAUUUUAUAAAGUUUAAAAUCCAAACAUUUUGAUAAUGUAAUUUGAUAUAGGUAACCUAUAAUUUUUUUUUUACAUUUUACUUAUUUUGAAACAUUUACCUAGCUAAUAUUCUUUAUAAUAUUAAUUAAUAUUGGUAGGUAAUAUAACAUGAGAAAAUUGAUGUUUAAAAAUCAAAGUCAGUUUAAAAGUCUGAAAAUUGAUAGGUAGUCAGUACGCAACAUUACAAAUUCACAAAUAAAACCAUAACUACUAAUAAAUAUUAAUAUUACCUCAUAUUUAAAAAUAAUUUGAAUGAUGAAAAAAAAAUGACUUGCUUAUAAAAUUAACAUUUCAAAAUUAAAACACUUAAAAUCAAUUUUUUUGACAGUUGUAAGCGGUGUAAAUAAUAUUUACAAUUAGUUUUUUAUUUUACUAGUUUCAUAAUUGAAACAUUUUAAAAAAGAAGUGUCUAAAUGUUCUAUUUCUAAAAUGAUUAAGUAUUUAGAUGGAUAAGUAGUAGGUGCCUAUUUUAUGUUUAAUAUAAUUUUUUACUAUUUGAUUUGAAAAAGAAAAUUGAAAGAAACUAUGUAGGAUAUUAUAUUUUUAUUUUUCAAUAAUUAAUAUUUUAUUUAAAAUUUUUCACACCUAUGUAUAUUGAAAAAAAAAUCUUGAGUUUUUCUAAGAUUUGGUUUCUUUUUUUUACUAUACCCAGCAUUUUAGUAGGUAUUUAAAAAUAAAAUUAUAUUAAUGAUAUUUUUUAUUAAAGUGAUAUUGUAAUCAUAGUUUUAAUUACAUUUAGUAAUACAUGAAGUAAAAUAUUAUUACACCGAUAUUACUAGAUUGACACUAAUCUGAAUACGGAGAUGUCAGUUGUUGUAAUCAAUGUUGUAGUUUUGUUGUAUACUUGAGUUAUUGUAAUCUAUUUACAAAUUCGAUAAGUUUAUUUCAUAUUUAUUUAUAUCACAUUGUUAUUUGUUGUAUAUUAUAAAUUUAGGUAAUAUUCAUAUUUUUAAUCAAAAUACAAAAAUUUAAAUUCUAAAUUAAGAGUAUGCACUAUACACAAAUUACACAAAUGUAUACUAAGACAACAUAGGUACUUACUUCAUACUUACUCUAAUGUUUAUAAUAAGGAUUUUUUUUUUUUUUUAAUUAGCCUUUAGUGUCACAAAAUGCAUGAAUAUGUAAUGUUUUGACUUUCAAAUAAAUUGUAUCGAGGAUAAAUUUCGUAGCGGACUUAAAUUACUAUUAGUUUUAGGUUUAUUUGUAGUUGUCAUUUGCAUUUCAUUUACAUACUUGUCUAUAUCUUUGUUGGCUUUGUAAAUUAAAUCUAAGGUCGGUAAUGUUAUCAUUGUUGUUGUUGUAUAGACUAUAUCUGGAAUGCUUGUAUAUGUUCUUUUUGUUAUAGUUACUGACGGCCCAUUUUGAAUCGUUUCAAAUUCUGCAGGAUAUUCUUUAGGGUAUUUUAUUCUUUUAGUAGCUGGUGGUGGUUCUUGAUUAGAUAACACUUUAGUUUCUAUGAUAAAAGGAGUUGUUGACUCUGUCUGAGGAUCGAAUAAUUCUUCGUUUAAUUUUGAACUUUCAGUACAAAUAUCAUUCACACACACCGUUACAUUUGUUGUUUCUAAUUCCAGAAAAUAUGUAUCAUUAGUUGUAUUAUUUCCAUUUCCUUUGUUUGUUACAACAGAAAUAUUAUCUGAAUCAAAUUCUGUGUUUACUGUACUAAUUUUAUUUUCGAUGUUUGAUUUGGUUGACGAUUGAUCAAGUAAUUUGUUUUGAGGAGGUUUAGUAGUUAUUAAAUUUUUUUUCUCAAAAUUCUUGUCCGUGGUAGGUAAUAACGAUGUCACAUAAUCUAGUCCUUUAGUUUGUUGACUGGAUUUAUGCAUAUUGGUUAAAAUUUGAUAUGUCUCUGUUUUAUACGAACGAUGACCAAAGUUAGGUCCAAACAUGUCUGUUGUAUCUUCUAAGUCUGUGAAUGCAUUUUCUGUACUAAUAUCAUCAUCAAUUGUUCCUUGUGAACUUUCCAUAACUAAUUUAUGAGGUGUACCCACUGUUGUUUUGUCAUUUGGUCUUGGUGUAGUUGCUUCUCUCGAUUCAUCAUAAUCUAUUUCUGUUAUAGGGUCAAUUUCCGGGGUAAUUGUAGAAAAUUCUUCAAACAUUGGCCUUUUUGAAUCCAAUAUUAAGUCACUCGGAUCAAAAAUUUCAACCUGUGUACUAGUUGUCAUUUCAGUCGACGAAUUAAUAAUUUCUUUAAUAAAUGGUGUUUCUGUUAUGGCUGUAAUAAUUUCUGUACCAUUUUGAUUUGUAAUUAUUACAGAGCUAUCAAUAUCUGUUGUGUCAAACAAUUCUUCAAAUUCUGGUGAUGUUUCUGAACUUUCAGUGUUUAUCAUUAAACUAGUGUCUGUGGUUUGUUCGUUUGUUGAAUUUUCAGUAUCAAAUCCUAAAAAUGAAGUUAUUGAAUCUUCGACAGUAUUCAAAUUCUCAUGUUUUAAAUCAGUAACUAAAUUAUGUGGAGUAUUGAGUUCAUUAUCUGGUUCGUUUUGAGUGAUAUUUUUCUCCGAUAUUGAAUCUGAAGUUGAAUCGUCCAAUCCUUCUAAUAAGUCGUCUGGUAAUGAUCUAUUUGUUUCUCUGGGUACUUCUUCAGUUUCAACAAAUAUUGAUGGUAUCGUUAUAACAUCUGGAACUGUAGGUAAUUCUCGUUGCUGAGUUUUUGUCGUAUCCCUUUUCCAAAUACUGUCUACAUUGAAAUUUUGUUCCGUACUAUGUGGCCAGUAAUUUCUUCUACUCGAUUUUUCAUAAUCCAUUGAAUCUCUUGGUUUUUGUUCUACACAAAAUAAAUAAAUAAAACACAAAUUUUAUUUUUAUACAAUUAUUCAAAUUAGUGCUUGUUUAUACUAUCUACUCCGCUAUCUACCUAUUGAUGAAGUUGAUGUGCAAUUGUCAUAUUUUGGACAACAAUCUCCUGGCAAAUAAUAUCCUUGACAGUCGUUUCGAGUGUAACAUACAAUAGAAGUACAUACUAUUUCUCCACCGUUGCAAAAACAAACUCUACACGCAGAUUCGUCAGAUUUAUUAAUUUUUUCACCAUUAUUAUAAAGUUUUCCUUUAUGUUCACAAUCUAAUAAAUUAAUAAUAAUAAAAAAAAACGUAUUAUUAUAUUUUCAUUCUUGUAUUGGUACAUAUUUCAAUUGUUGACAUUUCAAGAGAUAAAUAAGAUAUAUUAUUACCGCAUUUGUACUUUGGACAACAUUUGUUCGGUAGUUGAAUUGUAAUACAGCCACUGUUUACUGGACAUUUUGUCAUUGAACAUACAACAUUUGGUGGAUGACAAAUACAUUCCUCACAUGGACCUGCUCCAGGCACAUGUUCACCUUCUCUGUACUUCGAACUAUUAAUUAUACAACUAGAAUCAUCUAAUUUUUUAUUAUCGCGUUCUUUUUCCUGUGCAAAACGUUCAUUUUUAAUAUUUUCUUGAUUUGAAUAUGACAUACUUAAUGGCACUGGAAUAAUAACAAUAUUUUAUACUUAGAAAUAGUAUAUUAUGAAUACUAGUAGUAAUAGUAAUUAUAAUCAAUGUUUAAAAUUAAAUAUUUAACAUUCUACAUAUUUAAUUAUUUUAUUCUGCUGCGUUUACUGAUCAAUUGGCCUAAAUAACUUUAAAAAUAUGUAUAAUACUGAUACCUAUACUCUGUUAAAAUUAUCAUUAUUUUGAAUGUCUAUUAAUAGGUAUUAUUUUAAACAAUAAGACAAAUAUUGAAUUUGAUUUACCAUACAUAUGUAUGUAUGUAGUUAAUUAGAAACUAUAGUGAAAGUCCAAACAAAAUUCAUAGGCUUAUGUUUACAACAAAUGUAUAACAAAAUCAUUACCUAAUUAAUUAGUAUUAAUUUUAAAAUAAAACUUCAAUUGCUCACCUCCAAACACUACAGUAUUUAAUGUAAAAAAAAUACUCGAUAUCAUCACUGUAAGUUUCCAUCUUGAACUAAUUAGAUUAUGUCGCAUAUUGAUAUUCCUGUAAAGAUUAAAAACACAAAAAUUAUAUAGGUACAUUUUUGAGGACUAAAAUUAUAUAAAACACGUUUUUAGUUGUAUCAUGGCCAGUGGCGGAUCCAGAGGAGGGGACUUCGGCCCUCCCCAGACUUCUUUAACAGUAUCUUUUUACUUACGCAAAUAUUUUAAAUUGUUUAACACAUAAUUAAUUACAAUAUAUCAUAGUAUAAUUAUUAUAGAUACCUAAUUAACAUAAACAAUUCCUAAUCCAACCAUAGCAAAAUUAAUAACAUUUCUUUAUUAAUCAUUUCUUUCUUAUUUUUAGGAACUAGUACAUUACAAUAUAUAUAUAUAUAUAUAUAUCUUGAAAGUGUCUGUCUAAUAGAUUUGUAACAUGAGAAACAAACAUUUGAAGUAGGUUAAUUUAAAUUAAAUGUUGAAAUUGUGACCUGGUUACAUAGAUACUAAAAAAUCUUUGCAAUAAUUAAUUUGUAUGAUAUAUUAUUUUAAUUUUACUACGGAUUUUUGUUUCAUUUUAAAUUUGACACCAAAUAAUAUUUUUUUAUUUGUAUUGUCAAAUUAAUAUUAACAAAAAUGUAUACCUAUUAACUUUAUUAUAAUAAGAAGUACCUAAUUGAUACUGACUAGAUGUAUAAUGUGUUAGUAAUAAAAUAAAUAUAUUAUUAGGUAUCAGUCAAAUUAUUUUAUUAAUAUUUCCAAUUAAGAACAAGGGAAUAAUCUUAAUAUUAUAAUUAUUAAUCUAUUAUCUACUAUAUUCAAGAUUAUAUUAUAUUUCUAAGUUUUAUGAAACUAAACAGUCAAUGACAUUUUACAUACAAAGUUUUGUUAUAAAAUAUAUUAAUAAUAAUUAUAAAUGUUUCUUUUUAUCAUCUGGCUUUGUAUGCGUUAUUAAUCCUUAUUCAUUAGGCUCGUAUAGUACAUCACAUUCUGGCAACUUUUCUUUUAUAGUGUCAAUAGUUUCUGGGUUCUUUAAAAAUUGUAGAUUUUUCAAUUCUAAAUAUUUUAAUGCCCUGCAAAUUCAAAAUCAUUAAUAUAUAUUUAUAUUAUUAAAUACAAUAAUACUUAAUAAUACUAAUCACAUCCUUACUGAAGAUGUUCUAAUGUUAAGAUUCCUUUAUCAGUAACAUUCAUGCAUCCAUUGAUUUUCAAAGUUGUUAGGUUAUCUUUUAAAAUCUUUAGCUUGCUUAAUGCUUCAUCGUUAAUUGUAUGGCAUCCGACAAAUGCUACUUCAGAAAUAUUCUUACAGCCAGCUGUAAAAUUGAUAUUUUAUAAUAGGUAAUAUGUAUUUACACAAUCUAUAAAAUACAUAGUUAAAGUUAGUUUAAGUUAUAGUUAGUGUUUGUAUACUUACUGAAAAAAGGAAAUCCUAUAGACGAUAUUGAUGAUUCUCUCCCGGCAUAAACUUCUUCAAUUUGAAACUGUUGCCCGCGCGAUUUGAUCGGUAAACAAUUGUAAUGAUUCACAAAUUCUUCGCAGCCUUUCCAUCUUAUUUGUGCGCCAUUUUUCAUCAACCAUUCUGCGCAUGCCAUGUUAGGACCCACUUCUUUAAUACGGUCGUCAUCCAAACUUAAUUUUACAAAUAAUUUGAUUACAAUAAUAAACCCGAUGCAAAUACUUGUCCAUGUAUUAUGUAAUUCGUAGUAAAAACACUUGCCGAUUGAAUAUGUCAUCGACCCAUUGCCAUAAAGAACGUUUUUCCGGUUUAAAUAAUAAUCUUUUUAACAAAUUGAGUUGUAAAGUUUUUGACAUAAUGAAAUUCAAAAUAAACACUGUCACAAAAAUAAUAAUAGUAUGUUAUGUUCUCUUGAAAAUUAUGACUAACAUUGAGCAAUUACAGUCAAUAUACUCAAAUAGUAUGAUAACAAAAUAAUGAUAAUAAAUAAUAAUUAUGGACGGUUCAAAACACGAUUUCCGAUAGGAUAGGGGGCAGAUUAUCGGCCAUCCACAUACCGGUACUACCAUGAUCAGCGCACUCACGUGUGGCCAUAGGAAACUACUACUAAUAUGGCGCGUUACGUUGAUGAUAAUAAUCAUUUUCAAACAACUGAUUAUCACUGUUGGUGAAUAUACUCCUUAAAAAAAACUCUUGUAUUUUAUUUAUUUAUUUAUUUAUACAAUGCAGGCAAAUACGGAGUCUGCUAAUCAACAGUUGUCCAAAAAUUAUAAGGCCUGGUAUAUUAAUAUACUGUAGACGAAAUAAAAGCUUACCGAUGCCGAUUGAUAAUAAUAUAAUACAAAUUAAUUUUAUCCGAAAUUCCUUUUCGUAAAAAUAAAAAUCCAAGAUGAAACUUUGUAAAAACUUUAAGAUACUUCGAUGAAAACACGACAAAAAUAAUUAUACAAAAUUAUAGGUAUUAAAACAAAAAAAAUGUCGAGUAUAGAAUUCUUUCUGAGCAUAUUAAUUAUUAUAAAUGUACACAUAAAUUAUAAGUGUACACUGUAUAGUUUUUAGUGUCUCCUUCGAACACUGUUCAUGUCUAAUCGUUGCGUUUCUCGGGAAGGGGGUAGGGGUGCAACUAAAUCCAUUUGCCCGGUUGACUAAAAAAUUGAAAAUCUUUCGCCAACGAAUAAAUUAAAUUCAAGUCUUGAUUUUUAUAUUAAUUGUAUAGUACUGUUUGGCAUUCGAUUUUGUACUAUGUCAAUGCAUUGCGAAAACGGUUUCCGCACGGAUAGAAAAACCUGCGUACAUAUUGUUUUAUUUAUUUGUAUUUCACCGUUCGUCUGUAUAGUAACUGAAUCCGCGUUGUCGACAUCCGUCUUCGUCGUCAUCGUUACUUUUACAUUUAUACACUUUUUGAAUAAGUACAGUUUUUCCUCUAGUGUUUUUUGUUCAUGUCUGUCCAGCGAGUUUUCUCUACGCCGCCAAUAUAUUAUUGAACGUAACAUUUGUUUUUUUUUUUUUCUUUAUCGUCGAAAGAUCUUUUUCUCUCCGCUUGUUAUACAAUAUACAGUUAUUUAGAAAUAAAAACGAUGCCGAUGCUAUUAGAUUUUGACACUUUGACCCACAACGCGGGAAUUUCGCAUAGCCAAAUACAUAAUAUUCCGUUGGUAACUUUUUUCCCCACGGUUCACAAUUGACAGAUUACUAUAAUUCAAAACGAUUAAAUCAACACUCGUUGGCCCCAUACAUAUUAAAUUGUUCAUAUUAUGCUUUUGGAAUACUUACAAAUUAAAAUGUUUACAAUUUAAAAAUGAAUACUAUAGAUAUGAUAAAAAAAGAAAAAAGUGAUUUUGCACAGUGUACUCGUACUUGCAGCAAUAAUAAUAGAGCAAUAAAAAAAAGCGUUGAAAAAAUUUUAGAUUUUGUUUUGAUCAGUUGUAGUGUUGCAAAACACAUCAAGUUCAAGGCUCCGAAAAGAGCAGAUGAUUUCGUGCUACGUAGUGAUGCAGAAGGGUCAUUCUACUGUUGCCAUUAACCUAUUAGUUACGGUGUACGGUUUUACACUUGACGUGAUUUUUCUGUUAUUUUUUUUUUUUUAGAUAUAUUUUCGUCAUUGUUUUCGAGUGAUUUGCAGUCAAAUAAAAUACUACGUGAUACUCGGAAUAAAAAAAAAGUAUUCUAACAAUUAGGUAUUAUUCCAAUUUUAUAUAUCUCGUCCUGAUUUAAACGUUUUUUUGUUAUUUUUUUUGCUUCUUUUUUUUUCAUUGUCCGUAAUAACGUGCACUAGUUUUCUUGCCUAUACUUUUAAAUCAUCACCGUUGCAGCUGCAGUUAACUUAAUAUGCCGAUAAUUAAUUAGGUAUUUUUAAUCAUUCUAUAAAUAAAUACCGUUAUUGGGAAAAAAACGAAUCGUAUAAGGUUAAUCACUAUUAAGUAGUAGAAUGUAAUGGAGACUUAGAUACUAAACCAUAAAAUAAACAAUAGAUCAAAUAAAAUAAAUUUGAUGGUGUUGAUAGACGCCUUGUUCGGCGGCUUACUCGGGAAUUUUUAACGGGGUGGGAUAUACUAAAUACAUAUCGUGGAAUCAGAAAAAAAAACCGAUUACCGAUAAAUAAAGUGUUUUGUAAAUUUUAAAUAUACAUUUUAAGAGUAAAUAACCUAAAUAUAAACGCUCAUAAUUGUUAUUAUUUUUAAGUCACUUUGUGAGAGAGUACACCUCCAAUCUUCGCCGCUCCACUCGCCACUUAUCCCCUUAUAUAGAGUAUCAGGUGUCGAUCUACGACAAGAUAAAACAAUUCGAUUACACGUUUAAAUUUGAAUGCAAAAAAAUAGCGAAUCUUUAUUAUUAUUAUAACAGACACAUAUUAGAGGGAGUUUAUAGGAGCAGUCGCCUCUCCGAAUCCCGUAUCAUAGUCUAUUUAUCUUCUAAUUUACGUUGCGAACGUAAAAGAAAUCUGAGCCCAGUCCAGUGGUAAACUAAGAUAUAAUGCUCAUUUUUUUUUUUUUUACCACUAAGUACAAUUUAUGAUGAAACUUGUAUCAAAUUUUUAAUCGUUUUAAUAGACCUGGAAAUUUAUAUCUACAUAAAACCAGAAAAAAAAUCAAAUAAGCUAUGAAUAAUCUAAUAAAUAACUUGAAUAACGCCAAAAUUUUCGAAAAAUAUACUGCCUCGAGGAAAUGUUAGUGUAAUCAGUAAUCAGUAGUUAUUUGGUAAAAUGUAAGUUCUCUACGAUUAUUUCCACUAAAUUACUUAAAAAAAAAAUCUACAUAGAUUUUAACACAAACCGUUGUUGCAUAAAUAUUCACAGGUUUCCAGUAUUUUUUUCUGAAAUUAUUUUUUAAAGUACCUAGAAUAUCGCACAAUAACUUUUCGGAUACACCAACUAGAUAAAAUUUGUUACUAUAAACCGCCCUUUAGUUAAUGAUGGAAACAAGAUAAAACAGUUACAUAGGAAAAGGUAGUGGAUAAAUGUUUGAUUAUUCAUAACAAAAUUAAUUUACUCCCCUACCCCCCCCCUCUAACUUUGGGUUUCAAAUACGUGUCUAAAUUGCAUAUUAAAUAACGCGUUUUAAGAUGAAUUCUCUAACAAUCGUUACAGCCUAAAAAGCAAAUAUCAAAUGAUAUAGGUAAUCAAUUUGUAUUAUUUUUUUUUUCUUUUAUUCCGAAGAUGACCCACUAAAUGUAACCAGCAUAUUAUUUAUUUAUCGCGCACUACGAUAGUUGAUUGAAUAAUUGAAUAUACUGUAUAUAAAUUGUUAUUAUGCUAUAGUCGCCGUUACACACACUCACGACAACUGCACGUAUUGGAAAAAUGUUUUGUAAAUACAAUAAUUAAUUGUGUACGAGUUGUAUGGAAAAAAUUCUAUUCUAUUUACAUCCCUUCGAUUUGUUAUUAUUUAUUUUUCAGUGGUGAAACAAACAAUCUGUUUUUUUCUCGAUAUGUCGGGGGCCUGUGUAUAAAAAAAUAUGGCAAUUAAUUUAAUGCAUUUUAAAAAUUACAAAAGAGUUUUGAAUGUGAUGGUUGGGGGAUGAAAGUGGUUGCGUAGCGGUAAGGGUUUGCUGCCAAUAAUUAUAUACUUUCCCUACAUAGUUAGCGGAGAAAAAUCAAAAAUACCAUUCUAUAUAAUAUCGUAAAUUUGAUAAAAAUGUAUUUUUUGUGCGUUUGAAGUGUGAGAAGUUUUCGAGUUUUGUACUUGUGGUUUUGUUUUUUUCACCUGUUAAAACUUUUUCAUAAUUAUAUUUAAUCGUGUUAUAUCACGCGCAGUUAUUUCGAAUUACUGGUAACAUCGAAAGGAAAUCAUUAUUGUCCUUGGACAUUAUCAACAUUAUUACGUUUAUAUACUAUAGAAAACGCAUUAAAAUAUCAUUAAUAUCAUUAUUACCUAUGCGACUAGCUUAAUACGUAAAUUGUAACGAACAAGUAUAUUGUAUAAUAACAAAAUCAAACGAUUGUAAAGUCACAAAGUCGUAUAAAGAAUGUAGGUAUGUUUCGGCGAUUUAUAACGUACAUAAUAUUAAUUUGGUCAUCGCUCGUGUCUAUUUAUUCGUAAGUACGAGGUAGUUAUUUUUUUUUCAAACGAAAUUCAGAGCAGUUGAUUUUAACUAUUUGUCAAUAACAUAUACUAUUACAAAUAUUACGGUGUACAUUUUCAUCAAUAAAUUGAAUGAACUAUUAACUAUGAACUAUUAUGUCCCGACCCAUAAAAGGGGGUCCCAGUGGAAAUCAUGUUAUGUAUAACACGGAAUUUUUUUCGGAUCCUCGGUUGUUUGAGUGAUCACGCGACCCAGUAAAUUUUCUAUUCGCCACAAUUUCGAAGUCGCCGGAACUUCCGAUGAAAUAUUCCUGUACCGAAAUGGUAGUUACAUUAAAAUCCGAUUUAUAUAGAUAGAUAUACGAAUUUAAUCAAAAAUAAAAAACGACCGCGUCAGUUUUGCCAAUAUUAUAUGAAAUCGGAUUUCAACAAUAUCCAAAUUGGAAUUUUUUCCAACGCCCCUAUUUCCCACACUUAUUAUAUUAUGCUAAUACAUGUGCAAAACGUAUUGACGAUUUGAUAUUUUAUCUUUGCAUCUCCUCGUAAUCUAUAAACGACAAAGAGUAGGCUUUAUAAUAGGUAUUUUGCCGAAUAGAUAUUUGAGUACAGGCAGACUGGCAACGAUUUAAAACGCACCACUAAUUAAUGAUAAAUAAUCGUAUCCGAGUUUGUAAUUGAUACGAUAGGUUUUUAUUAAACACGUUACAUUAUAUUAUCGGGGUUUUUUUUAAAUUAUUAUUAUUAUCCGAGUCAAUAGCUUAUAGCUAUUGUUACUACUGUUGUAUAACAAUAACGUCUAAACUCUGCCCCGAUAAUAUUACAACGAACAUUCAACUAGAUUAAAACGGCAUUAACAAAAUCACCUAGCUAAUUAAUAGUUUUACAAUCUACCUUGUACAUAAUAUUAUUAUGUACGUAAAAUAUCUAUUCGAACUGCAACGUUGCAGCAAUUUAUUAUUCGUAGUUUGACGAUAAAAAUUACAUAUUAAAAUCUAACCGGCCCUGUGUUAACCAUAAUUCCUUUGGGUGUAUACUACUAUAUUAAGGUGCGAUAACGAUAUCGUAAUUAUUUGUAAAUAGAGUUGAAUAUAAUAUUAUAAUGGGACGUUAUUAAAUAACGAUAUUGUACGGUUUUUUCUCGCAAAAAAAUAUCGACAGUGCCUAUCUGUGCGAAAUUCUCAAGUAAAUAUUACGUUUACGUUGAUUCCGAGUUGAGUAGAGAUAAUAAAAUUAUUUAACGUUCAAACGCCGUUAUGUAUUAUACGAAUGGAAUAUUUUGAACUUCCCCGCGGACAAUAAAAUUCAUGUUUUGCAUUAAAAAACAGAAAAAAUGCGCAUAAAUAUCGCCCGAGUAUAAUGUAAUUAAUAAUAAUAUUAAUAAUGAUUAUAUUGUUAGGUGUACUCACAUUUUUGACGAUCUUUAAUAAACGUGUACUAUUGUAAUGAAAAUAUUCAAACGUGAGUCACACAGAGUCGGUGUAUAUAUCGCUGCGGGGACUCUUGUUAACUGAAUGCCGAAUGAUCUACGGAUCUAUCGUAUAGUAGUAGUAGUAGUAAUAGUAGAAGUAGUAGUAGAGCUGUACGCAAUGUGCAGGCCGAAUAAUGAAAAAAAAAAAAAACCGAAUCGAUUCAAAUCUACAGAGCCUCCAGACUGAAAAUAAAAUCAUCGCGCAUGCGCGAUUUGCCAUUUAUACGACUCGCGAAAAAAAAAAAACAAUUUAAAAUGUGUACCUAUACAACAAAAACAUUUUCGUUUUAUUAUCUCCAUAUAUAUAUUAUAUAUUACGAUAUUGCCAUCGAUCGAAAAAUUCGACUGAUUAAUUAUUGUUAUCGUACAUAGUUAAACGCGUAAAAAAAAAAAAGUACAGGUGCGAUUUAGGGAAUUGUAUCAAAUUUUUUUUUUCCGUCGAAAAACACGCACGAUUAACCUUAAUGAACUUACUGGAAUUCCGUCGGUGCGCCCGUCGUACAUUAUUGUGUCGCGAGACUUUUCGGGCCGUUUCGACGAUUUUUUUUUUUUCUCCGGACGGGGGAAGUGUUUUUCUCGCCAAAUCGCGGCGUUUUUCGUAUCGUGAAUGAUGUUCACCCGUGUACAGCCGACCCGACAACCGCGAACGAAAUUAUUACGUUUCGCUAUCGUCCCCGGCGAGGGUCGUUUUCUACGACGACGAAAAAAAUAAACAGGCGAUAAUAAACACUGUAUACGUUAUUAUUAUUUUAUCGAUCAUCCGUCGUGUUCCAGUGCUACUCUGUGCCUUGUACUGAAGUCUCGACAACGACGACGACGGUGCCCCGUAGGUAUUAUAAUAAUAAUAAUAAUAUACUUAAGUAUAGUCAGUUUACUAUACAGUCUUGACUUGGCGAAACAUAUUUUUUUUUUCUAUACCGCGCGAUGUCACCGUCAAAUUAAUUUCGAUAUUUUGUACGCGCGUGUCGAAAAAUUCCCGUCCCCCGAACCAUCGGAAUUUAUAGCGUUUAAAAACCGCGGCGUCGACUUCCCGUCAAAAUGAAUUAUAUUAUUAUUAUUAUUAUUUAUUUUUUUUUUGUCGUUCUUCACGGGUUAGAUACAUAUUUUAUUUUAAUUUUUUUUCGGUCGACAAUCUUCCAAGUAUAUAAUAGUAUCUUAUCCGCGUCUAUUCAACAAACGACAACGACUUUGAACAUUAGUAUUAUUAUACUCUAUGCGCACGACCUUCUUCGCGCGAACCUGUAGGUUCUGUAGGAGGACACGCGGCUGCAAGGUCUCCGAGGAAAAAAAAAAUCACCUCGUCAACUUACUUAUAUAUGAGAUUUACGUUCGAAUUCGCUUUAUAUACGACGUCGAGUGCGUUAUCCCCCGAGUAGGUUUCGUAUUGUUGAAAGCUGAGCUGCUCUUUUAUUUACGAUUUUUUUUUGUGUACGGGGCGAACGGUUACGGUAUAUCCGGUUUUAAAAUUGAAUCUUUACAUCGGAAAUUAACAUUAAACGUUAACCGGUUAAAAUACAAUAUUUUGUAUAUCCACGAUUAUUAUUGAUUAUACGUAUUAUCAAUCGGCCGGCCGCCUAAUGGAACGGUUUUUCUACCGAGAAUCUUACCCCAAUCAAUAUCACGGGUGGCGCGUUUUGUUUGGUUGAUUCGUUUUUAUCUAUUUCCCUUGUAGUUUUCUAACGAAUGGAGAAAAAUGUGAAAAUUACUCAAUAACGGUUUUUGUUCAGUGACAAAUAAUUAUUGUAGAGAAUCGAAAUACAAUUCAAAGAGUUGGUUCAAAAUAAUACAUUGACACUGUUUGAAAGUUUUUUUUUUUUAUUUCAAAGAAGAAUUAAUAGGUUAAAAUUGAGGGCCUAAUAACUGUAUACUUAGACUUCCUCUGCCCAUUCCAUGUUCGUGGAUUAACGGUUCGGGUCAGUCCGGCCUUUACUGAAGAAAAUUUGGAACGUUUAAAUUAAUACCCUAAAAUAAACGAAUAUUACGAGUGUACUAAAACAGAUAUUAAAUCUAAUGAUUUAAAUUAUAAUUGACGGCCGAAUUGAAUAAUCAUAAAUUAUUUGCGAAAAUGUAUAAAUUAAAAACUGAAUUUGUAUUUCUUGGUUUUACUAUGUUUAGUUACAGUUGUUUGUAUUAGUCUUGGUACAUUACAUUGAACAAUAUUUAACUCAAUGUUUCUCUCCUAAAUUCACUGAUUUUAAUGUUUUAUAGUCAACCGAUACGAAAAAAUAUUUUACAUUUUUAGUACAUAUUCGUUUUUAUGGUUUGAUUAUCAUUUUUUCAUCGGCAUUUUCAAAACUCACUGUAAUAAUAGAUGUAAUGGUUUUUUUUUUUUUUUUCGUAAAUAGAUUACAUUAGGUUACUGCGGUUUCUAUAUUAUUACAAUUUUUUUUUUUCUAACCGAUAAUUUUGAUUAAUUAUUAUUGCGCGUGUACGUCUACCUAUGUAAGAAAAUGAGUCCUUCUGAAUCUGUGUGUGUGCGUGUGUACCUAAAAUAUACAAAAGUGAGAUAAAUAGAUACACGUACUAAAAGUAAAAUUUAACAUUUUUUCAUUGUUAAGUCAUAUUCCGCAAGGUCGUUAUUCGAACGAUUUUCGCCUAAUAAAAUUAACUGUUCGAAUAUAAUAUAUUGCGUACUUCCUGUGGUGCAACUAGACUCUUAGGGGCCCCUCCCAAAGAUUUGAAACAGUCCUGAAUAAUCCAAGGUAACCUCACUUCCUUCAUGUCUUAAACAUCCUUUUAACUUUAACAUAGAUGUUGAUAGUAAUUAAAUAAUGUAUUGUAAAAUUUGAAAACCAUUAUAAACUAUAUUUUAUUACUUGUCCUUCGGGCGGUCAGUUCCUCUUUGGCUGUCCCAACAAAAUCUCAAUUUUCCAACUUAUAGGUGCGCUAGUACGAAUAUUUCUUAAGCUGUUUCAAAUGAUUUGGUCUUUACACAUGCUUACUGGUGAUUUUUAUGUUUUCCAAAAAUUGGAUCAUCACAAAAAAAAAGUCGUUUCUUACAUAUAUAUGUAAAAAAUGUUUCGAAUUAACAACAAUAAUAGUAAUUCAAGUUCUUAUUGUUGUAUUUUUUUUUUUUUUUCCAAAAAUAGGUUACCGAGCGAAAUACGUAAUUUUUCGAACGUUAAAAUAAUGUCGUUUAUCUAGCAACUACUCUCCGUGCGUAUUACAUGUGAAUUUAUAUCUUUUCUUUUUUUUUUUUUUUUACUUAUUUAGGCCGAAAGAACGAGAUUAGAAAAAAAUAUCGAAAUAAUAAUAUUAUUGUCACGGCGGUCGGUGUAAACUGUCGCCGACAUUGGUGGCCAAACUUUUCGGUUUUUCGCGUACAUAAGGAAUAGGGAGACUCUGUAAACCAAAACAUUACAACUAAAAAAUAUCGUAUUACCAAUGUGUAUUAAUUUAUCAAACGUAAUGCGUACAGAAAAGUGCGACAAAUUCCGAUUGCGCGGCGCAAUAAAACGAGAUAAAAUUUGAAAAAAAAAAAUCAUUUACACGCGAUACUGGAUACCAACGCAUGUGUCAACUGUUCGUUUUUGAUAUUUAAACGAAAUAUUAUCUCUUUACGCGGUUGUCGGUUUUUCAUUUGCGUAAUGGAUACGGUUUAGGUACGACGGAUAUUUUCAUGAAAUUUUCACGCCAUGUUGUCACAGAAAAACUUCUCGAAAAUGUUUUCGUCUCCUUGAGGAACCUUUUCGAAUACUCUUUGAAAGACACGACAUUUUGUUUACUAUUCAGAGUUGGUACGUGAUUAUUUUAAUUUGCAUAUUCAGUUGGACUAUUGACAUUGUUGCAUAUUAGUAUUAUAUACCAUGCUAUUAUGCAUGUUUAACGUUUUUUUUUUUUUUAAAUAAAUCAACAAACUCAUUAAUUAUAAAAAGAAUCAAUUUAAAAAAAAUAAAAAUCCAUUUUUUUUCUUAGAGGAAUUCAGUUCAAUUAUUGUUAAUUUACGGAUUUAAACUUUAAUUUAAUUAAUUUUUUUUUUAAUCAUUUAAUGGAGAUUAUAAAAUAUUUCAUUCUAAUAUUGAUUUUUAUAUUAAUUUUAAUUAUUUGAGUAAGUACAUAGGAAUUAUGUUAUGUUUAGUUUUGGUUUAAAUUUUGAAAAUAAUGUUUAAAAAAGAAAAAAACAUCAUUUAUUUUACCUAGUAAAACCCGAUGCAUAUUCAGCUGCUUUUUCUUUGUGUAUUUGACAUUUUCAAAACGCAUACAUUCCAGACUCUAGAUUGUUAUAAAGCAUAUAAUAUUAUGUUUUACAUUUAUCGAUUAUUUUAACGGUUUUCCGAAGGCCAUUUAUUUACUAUAGUAUCGUAUCGUCUAAAUUAUAUGUUGAAUAAUAAUUAUUAAUACCAUGUGUUAUACGUACUGAGAUAAUUCAAUAUCUCGACCGAGAGACGGUUUUUGGACUUUAGUCGUCUACAGAACGCGGAAACAACAGUGGUGUGUUAAGUUGUGUGUCCCGUGGUUGAAAUAAAAAAAAAAAAUCGCCAUAAUAAUUAUAAACUCGUACAUUCGUUUGGUUUUAUUCACAAAGUAUGAAAUUAAAAAAAAAAAAAAAAAAAAAACAGUUAUGAUUUUUUUUUUUUUUUUAAAUACUUUACGGUUUAACUGUAUUUUUAUUCGCUUGAAUUAUUUUUUUGUUUUAGAAACGACACAAUUUACAAGUUACAGCCAUCAAUAACAAUAUGGAACAGCGAUUAUCUUUACCAAUGAGGUAUGACGAACAGGUCAGGUUCAUGUUAGAGCUACUGGAUACUACUGUAGAGAAAGGUAAAUUUAAAAAAACGGUUUAAAAAAUAAUAAUAAUGAGUGUAUUUUAUUUCUAUAGACUUUAAAGCAAAAAUCAUGGCUUUUAGCGUGUUGAGCAUAAAAUUAAAUAACCAUGAAGGCGACAAAGAAAUAUUGAAACAAAAACUGCAAGAAACGCGCAUAGAGUGCGAUCGACUCAUGCACAAUCUUAAAAGUUCCAACCGGCUAUUGGAUGAAGCGAAUAAAGAAAAAAGACACGCUGAAAUCGAACGAGACAGUUUGGUAAAAUAUUGAAAUUAAAUUUCUCGAAUAAAUGUAUGUGUUAUUUAGGUAAUAAUUAUUUGAACUUUUUAAUUAAUUAGGCUCAGAAACUCGAAAAUUUUUAUCAAUUAUUUAAUAAAGCGAAUCCUAAUGGCAAUCGAUCUGGUUCGGAAUAUCAAUACGAAGCUGAAAGGUCUGAUCAUAUACACCGUCAAGACACAACCGGUAAAAUAAAACUUAAUUAAUAAAUUAAAUUAACGGAUUUCUUCUAUAACUGAAAAUGAUGUAUUCUAGAAUCAGUAUUAUCUGACAUCAGUUACUCUCGAGUAGAAGACAGUCUGGAUUCUGACAAGAAUUUUGAAGAUGCUUUGGACCGUUGGGAACCUGAAGAUGUACUCGGUACAGUUAAGAGAAAACGUUUGUCAGGCCGUACAAAUGCAAAUAAUGGAUUAGUAAAAGAAAUCGAGGUAAUCCUAUAAUUUAUUAUUUAUUUAAAUAUUUAUCAAAUUAAAAUACUUGUAUUUUUGGUGUUCAUAUAGACCGCUACAACUACUUCUUCUACUCAAAUUGUUGCCACCACUACUGUUACAGUGCAACCGUUUACUAGAAAUGUCAGUGCAAAAUCAAUUAUUGAAACAAGACCGACGUGUCUUUUUCCGACACCAAGUGCACCACCUAUAUCCGGUAUAACAUUAUAAAAUGUUUAUCUUAUAAUCAAACAAAUAUUAUACGUGAUUCUUAUUUUUUUAUAUGUUUUGUUAUUGUACACAUUUUGUAGAUUCUCUCGAUUCGUUUGAUUCCGAUCAAUAUGGAAAUGAAAAUAAUCAAAAUGCACCGAACACGAUUCAUUCAAGUUCUGCACUAAAUAAAUUGAACAGUAGAUCCCAUAAUUUUACUCAAAAAAAUGUCAUAAUUCCAGAAAUUUGUGGUCCGUGUGGCAAAAAGUAAUACAUAUUACUAUCAUUUUUAUUUACAAUAGUUUAUUAAUAUGAUGAUCACAUAUAUAUAUUAUAUUAUUAUUAUUAUUUUUUUUUUUUUAGAGUUAAAUUCAACCGUGUUGUAGUAAAAUGCUUAGACUGUAAGGCGACUGCUCACUUGGAACACAAAGAUAAAAUUCCAUUACCAUGUAUUCCUGUAAAAAGUACACCAAACAAAAACGGAGUAUGUUUUGUUUUUACUCUAUGUUAAUUUUAAUAUAUGUUUGUUAAUCACAUUCCCUCUCAAUAAUCUGAAUUUUCGUACGGUGUUAAUAUUCACUAGGUAAUUUUAUAAAUAUGAAAUGAUUAACAAAAAUAAGAUUCAUGGCUAUGUGUUAUACUCACCUUAGUAAUUUAUUAUUAUUUUUAAUUUAAAUCUUAAAAACUUACAAUUCUCAUCAGAUUUAUUUUGUUCACAUUUUUUGGGGGAUUGGUUAAAUUGAGAACUUAAUACAUUUUUCUCUUGUAAAAUAUUAUUCAUGUUGUUAUUCUCCUGAAAGUACAUUAUAAAUUUACUAGUGUUGAAAUUUUUCGGAUUUUUUUAAAAACCAGAUAAAAAUCAAUUUGGAUAUAUGUAUGUAUCUACUAUUUACAUAUUCAUAAAAUGUAAUCAAGAAUAUUUAGGAUAUAAAUGGUUACUCGUCUAUUCAAAUAAAAAUACAUAGGUACUUAAAAAACAUUGAAAGUACAAAAAUCUGAAUACAAUAAAUAUUCGAAUAUCCGGAUUUUGCAGAAAUCAAUUAAUCGGAUAUAACAGUCCGGUUAUCUAAAUAUAUGCCACAACACUAAAAUAUACUUAUAAUUAAAUAUUAUUUGUGUGAUUUUCUUAUACUUAAGUUAUAAUUAGAUAUAUUUAUUUUUAUUUAGGGACGCAUAGCUGAUUAUUCGCCAAUAGUUAAUGGUCGCCCGAUGAUACCUGCGUUGGUUAUGCAUUGUGUCAACGAAAUAGAACAAAGAGGAUUCGACACUGUGGGCCUAUAUCGGAUACCCGGUUCUGAAAGAGAAGUUAAAGCACUUAAAGAAAAAUUCCGUAAAGGUGUGCCAAACUUAUCUGAUGUUGAUAUACAUGUGGUGUGUGGUUGUUUGAAAGAUUUUCUGAGGACUCUAGAUGAUCCAUUAAUACCUCAUUAUGAUUGGAAAACAUUUACGGAUGCUGUAAGAAAUUCAAAAGAUGAAACUGAACAUCGAUUGUACCAAGCCAUAUCACUAUUGCCUCAGCCCAACCGCAAUACUCUUGCGUACAUCAUGUUGCAUUUGCAAAAGUAUGAAACAUGGUAUUAUUUUAAAUUUGUAUAAUGUAAAUAAUUUAUCUAUAAUUAAUUUGUUUAGAGUUGGGGCUACACCUGAUUGCAAAAUGCCUGUUGGGAAUCUAGCCCGAGUAUUUGGUCCUACCAUUGUUGGUUAUUCGAGCGAAGCUUCUGAAAAUUUGUAUUUUGAUUGUGAAUUAAGCAACAAAGUAUGAUAAUAAUAUUUUUUUUAUGUAUAAUAUUACCUAGUUACAAUAAUAAUGCGAAAUCUAUUUUUUGUUCAGGUUGUUGAAGAAAUGCUUAAACUUUCGCCUGAUUAUUGGUCAAACUUCUUAAAUAAUUUAGUUCCUCUGCGAGCACAGAACACACCUGUUAAACAAACACCUUCACGUCCAUUACAACCUACCCGUACUCCAAUCACUAAAAACAAUCGAAUUUUCGGAUCUAGGUAAAAACAAUUUACAAUUUACAUAGUAUGUGUUAGUACUAUAAUAACUAUUUAUAUUUUAUUCUUAGCACUAAAAGGCGGUAUUUAGAAUCACCGCGAUCAGUCAAAGCUGCUAGAAUUAAGCAACUUGAAUCGAAAAAGAAAUAAUUUGAUCAAGACAUAAUAUUUAUUUUUGAUUUUCUUUGUUGUUUAUCAAAAAUAAAUAUUAACAAUCAAAAAUUAAGUAUUUCAAUAAUCAUAUUAGGUAUUUCACUUAAUUAUUAAUAAUUUUUUAUUUUUUUUUUUUUUUUUACUAUACUAACAAAAUAAUUAGCUUUAUGUGAUCUUUCGAACAAAACUAAUACAACUGAUAAAUGUAUAUCAGAUUUAUUUUAUUAUAUUUAAUAUUGAAAGUAUACCAACAAUCAUUUUAAUAUCUGUUGUAAUACCCAAUCAUUAUUGUUUUUAAUUAUUGUGCUUUUUAUAUUAUGUAAUUAUUAUUAUUUUUUACUUAAUUUGAUACAUAUACAUACGAACAAAAUAUUAUAUUUUAUUGCUUAUAAGUUAUAACUUAUGUAACAAAUCGAACAAAAUAAUAUUUAAGUCUACUGCCAUACGUAAUUUAUGUUUUAUACACAAAAUUUAGAUUAAAUAUAAUUUAUAUAAAAAUAUAUUUUUUUUUUUUACAUAUAUAUAAGUUUAAAGAAAUGAAAAUAGUAAUUCUAUAAUACUGAUGAUUUGUAUGGUUUAUUAUUUAUAUACGAGUAUUGCACUCUUAAUCACUGACCAUAGGUGAAGUAUAUUUUACAAAAAUAUUGGAGGUUUUAUACUUUAUUAGUUCACUAUUUUUCUGACAUGCAAAAUUUAUUCUAUUUGUCAAGAUAAAAAUUUGAUUGCACUUUAAUGAUGAUAUUUUGAAAAAAUUUUGAAUAAUUUUAUGUUAAUUUACCUUCAAUUGACUCGCACAGUUUUUAUAGUGUUAUUAAUUGUAUUUUUAUAUUUUACAUUAUUACAGUAUUAUUAAUGUAACCAGA